UUUCGCUUUCACAGUGUGUUUGCUGUCGUUAAAUUUUCAUAUCUGCCAAUGGGAGAACCGCAGCGCUGGCGAAUAUUUGUAAACAAAUGUAUGUGGUUUGAUUAAUACUGUAAAAAUUUGGUGAAUUUUCAGAAUUAUGUCCAAGGUUUUACUUUCUGAUUUGAAUAUAGAAAUUAAUUCUGUUGAAGAUGCAAAACGAGCAUAUGAGAUUUACGCAGCUAAAGAGCAAAAGCUGGAUGCUGAACUACAUUCUUUUAUUGAACAACAUGAUCGACAGGAUGAUAAAGUACUUUCAUUAUUGAAAAUGAUGCCUCAGUUACAACUGGCUCAUACAGAUGCUCAACAACUCUCUGGUAUGAUAGCUUUUACUUCUGCAUUAGCAGAAAAUAUUAGUAGUAAAGUGAAACAACUUGAUGUCACCAGAAGCAGAGUUUUAGAAUGUAUGCAAAGAGUUGAGGAUAUUCUAGAUCUGAAAUUUUGUACUGAUGGUGUACAAACAGCUCUUCAAAAUGAAGAUUAUGAACAGGCUGCUGCACACAUUCAUCGUUUCCUAAGCUUGGACAAAACGGUUCUAAAGAAAUCAGCAGCUGAUAGCAAUGAAGGUAGCAGUUUAGAUGAAGCAUUUGAAAAGUUGCAUGAAGCCGAGACUCAGUUGAAAGCCAUUGUGAUGAGGAAGUUCGAUGAAGCGGUUAGAGAUGAAGAUGUGGCAUCUGUUGAACGUUUCUUUAAAAUAUUUCCCCUCCUAAAUCAACAUAAUGAAGGCUUGAAAAAAUUCUCGACCUAUCUUUGUUCACAGAUUGCUGAUAAAUCUCAGAAAAACCUGAAAGCAGCUCAGAGUGUUUCUCCUUCUGAUAAGAGGUGGACUGUAAAAUAUGCAGAUAUUGCUACUCUCUUGUUUGAGGGAAUAGCUCGAAUAAUAGAAAUUCAUCAACCCCUUGUGGAGACCUAUUAUGGUCCAGGAAGGUUAUUUUCUGUAAUCGAAGUGAUUCAGAAAGAAUGUGACCGGCAAAUCAAACGGGUUUUGGAUGAGUUUAAAGUAACUAGAGAAUUUUUUAAAAAGUCAUCAAGUUUGCAACAAAUGAACAGAACUCCUUAUAGAACAACUGAUAGAUUAGAUCCAAAAGAGUUGGAUAGCCUUCUAGCAGAGAUUACUAUUUUGAGUACAAGGUCACAACUUUAUCUGAGAUUCAUCAGAAGAAGAGUACUGGGAGAUAUUGAAAUAUCAUCACCUGAUCUAAAAAUGAAAGAAGAAGAAAUUGCUCGUUUAAAUAAACUCUUGAAAGAAUGUGAACUGAGCAAAUUAAUGCAUGAUUUACUUGGAACUUAUGUAACAAUGGAAGAAUAUUUUAUGAGAGAAUCUAUUCAUAAGGCUGUAAGUAUGGAUACAAUAGAAGAAAAUGCAUUAACAUCCAGUAUGUUAGAUGAUGUAUUUUUCAUUGCUAAAAAAUGCUUGAGACGAGCCAUUUCUAGUUCAAAUGCUGAUAUUGUCUGUGCUAUGCUAAAUCAUGCCACUUCUUUGCUGCAAGCUGAUUUCUAUGAAGUCUUAAAUGAGAAACUGAAGUUGGGAUUUCCAUCCAGCAUAUUAGACUUUAGUCAAGCAUACAGUGUAUUUCAAUCAAGCCUUCAAAUCCAACCAUCUGAUAUAGACAAAUCUAAAGUAGAAUUCCUGGUUACCUUAAACAAUGCGGAAGUUGCUUGUGAAUAUGUUAGGACACUUCGCAUGAAUUUGGAGGAAGAAGUUCAAAAAAUGUUCCCUCAUGCAUCUGAUCAAGAUGGGGCAAAAUUAGAGAGUUGUUUAUCAGAGAUAACUUCAGUUAAUUUCAAAUUGCAACAGUUAAUUAGUUAUGGAAGAACUCACUUAUGUACAGCUGUUGUUAAACCUCGUAUUAAACCCUGGGUGGAUGCUUUUCAGUCAGCUUCUCACAUAAUAACUGAUGAUGAAUUUGCCCAGUAUGAAGCAAAUGAUGGUGCUCGACCAUUCAUUCAGAAUUUUAUCAUAAGUACAGAUACUUUUCUGAAAUCUCUAAAGGAUAGCUUAACUACCAGCAACUUUGAUUCUAUUGUAAGUUUAUUAGCCACAGAAUUGACAUCUCAAUUCGAAAAAGCUGUUAUGUCAUGUCAGUUCAAUAGGCUUGGGGGUUUAUUAUUUGAGAAAGAAUUAAGACUGAUUAUAGCAUAUCUUACAACUGUUACUACUUGGACCAUUAGAGACAAAUUUGCUCGAUUGACUCAAAUUGCUUCUAUACUCAAUUUGGAAAAUGUAAGUGAAAUUUUAGAUACUUGGGGAUCAAAUUCUGGAUCUUUAACUUGGCGUCUGACUCCUACUGAAGUGAGACAGGUUCUCGCUCUCAGGAAGGAUUUCAAAUCUGAAGAUAUAAAACGUUUGAAAUUAUAAAUGAAUUGUGAAAUACAUGCUAUUGUUUUGUAUAAAUAAAAUAUUUAUUUUGUAUCUCAA
Argiope bruennichi is the source of this 2455-nucleotide messenger RNA. RefSeq names its product conserved oligomeric Golgi complex subunit 4-like (gene Cog4). The transcript is spliced from 22 exons. The coding region runs from base 137 to 2395 and encodes 752 amino acids. NCBI's taxonomy places the organism in Eukaryota, Metazoa, Arthropoda, Arachnida, Araneae, Araneidae. The record is from RefSeq and is a predicted model, not a curated record.